AUGGCAGAACAAAACAAGACCGUUGCAAAAUAUCUCUCAUUAUCACAAGAUGCAAGUUCCAUCAACAUGGAUAAUCUAAGAAACAUUCAGAGUAUUUAUAAGAAUUUGACAAAAGUCGAUGAUUUGGACGAUCAUGAAAUUAACGAGAAAGCUUUAGAUGAUGUUUGUCAACAAUCGAAUCUGAUACAAGAAGGAAGCGAUAGAGAAUAUCUAAGAUUGUGUGUCAGAUACGACGAUAUUCAUAGAUCGAAAAUGCAAUUGAAAGCUCUAUAUCAAGCAAACUCGAUUUUGGUAAAUAACAAAAUGAAUACAAUACCAGCAACAAGUAAACAACAAACGUCACCAGUAGUCUUAGACGAAUGCCUAUGCGUACUAAGUAUGAAGAUGAAUACAAAAGAAAUUCAAGACUUCAUCAGCAAAUUCUUACUACAACAAAUUCAAAAACAGCCAUCAAUAACUAAGAAUCGCUCAGUAACAGAUCAUUGUCGGCAAUCACCACAAAACUCAGCUUCUACGACGACUGUAACGCAAGAUCGAACAAAAUUACCAUUUGGAUGUGUACUCGAUUCAUUUAUUCGUCAUCAGUUAGAAAAUCGAGGCAUCAUUUCAUUUGCUCAUCCACAAACACGAUUUCGUCUUGUCGAACCAAUCAGUCUUACAGAUGAUUUUAGUACGUGGCAUUUUGAUCAUUUUCAUGAUCUAUUUGAUAUUUGGUUAAAACCAUGUUCUGAUCAAGUUUUCCCAAAGCAAUGGCGUUUUGCUACCAAUGGUCAGAUCUACUGGCAAGUAAAUGAUGCGUAUAAUAAAAUCAAUGACAGUGGAGAAGCAAUGACAAUUGAACGACCAAAUACCAAUUCGUUGGAAAGUUUUAUAGGUGAUAUAUGUUUGAAAGAAAAUAAUGGCAUGAAUGAUAUAUGGUUGAAACAACUGCGAGAACUCGAAGAUAUUACAACAUAUUCCCAUUUAGCUAAUUUAAAGGAGACCGAUUGGGAUAGAAUAGUUAAAUUGUCCAUGAAUGCCAAGAAAACAAUUAAAACAUAUGUUGAUCGAGAAAAGCAAACAGCUGUUGAUGAAAAGCGAAAAAAAAUUGCAACAAAAUUCGAAGAUGAAAAUGAAAAACAAGAAUCUGUAGCAUCAUAUUCAACAUCGGAAUUAUUAGCGAAUUUACAUAUGAUCAAACUGUUCUUCUACCAUUCAUUAAGAGAUACUGUCGAUUUGAAACCAAGUACAACAAUAGCAAAAUUGGAUCCGCAAUGUGUCGAGUUAUCAUUUCAAGAAAUACGUGAAGAAGGAUUUUCAGAUGAUGGUCUAUUCGAUAAUAUGAAAGAAUUUUUUCUUCCAUUAACAAUAACUGAGCAUGAAUUGAAGAUGGAGCGACAUAACCAUCAAGUUCUUCGUGAACAACGAGAAAACGAAGAAAAGAAAUUGACCGAUGAGAUAAAAUCACUUAAAUAUCUAUAUGAUGAGCAGGUUGGCAUCUAUUGGACCUACGAUGAGUUGAUAACAAGGGCAGAAAAAGAAUUGCAGGAUAAAUGUCUUGCUUAUUUAAGAAAGAAGUCGGAACAAAUGAAAAAUAUCAACCGCCGUAAUGAGCAUGAACAAGCUGCAUUUGUUCAACUGUCAGAUCAAGAAUGGAAGAAAAAAGAGCAAAACUUGGAACAAAAUAUUAAUGAAUAUCAGCAAUUAAAAGAUGAUGUCAAUAAAGUUGUUAAAGGUUAUGAAAAAGAAUUAGAUGAAAAACGAAAUCAAUUGAAAAAUGUUCAAUUCGAGCUGAAUAAAAAACAAAAAGCUGUUCAUAAAAAAUUGGUUAAACCACAUCGUGGCUUUAUCAUGUUUGGUCCACCAGGUACGGGUAAAUCAGAAAUAAUGAGUAAAUUAGCAACUAAAAUCGGUAUACAAAUGGUAGGCCCACCACUAGCCGCUGGUGAAUUGAAUCGUCCACUUGUUGGCGAAUCUGAACGCAUCAUUAUUGCUUUAUGUACACGUUGCAAUCGUAUACCAUAUACACAAUGUUGUGUCUCAAUCGAUGAAAUCGAUUCUCUAGCACCGAAACGUGAUGAAGAUUCAUCUGAAGGCAAAGUUGAUAAGAUUAGUGUUCUACUUAGUCUUAUCGAGGGUAUUAAAGAUAUUCCGAAUCUAAUGAUAUUCUGUGCGACGAAUCGUUUACAUAUGAUGGAUGAAGCUUUUCUACGACGUAUGUCUGGGAAAUUUUUUGUCGGUCGACCAUCAUCAGAAGCACGACAAAAUAUUCUUUCACAAAUACCAGAUUGGGUUUUGGAAACAGACAUGUUGGAACGAUUAACUAUUGCUACGACAAAUUUCAGUGGAGCAGCGGUUGGGUAUGUUUAUCAUUUAAAAGAUACACGAGAAGCUAUGGCUUAG
Messenger RNA from Rotaria socialis, 2382 nucleotides. The record is from the annotation of a GenBank genome assembly. Lineage: Eukaryota; Metazoa; Rotifera; Eurotatoria; Philodinida; Philodinidae.